Molecule: messenger RNA, 174 nt
Organism: Symbiodinium sp. CCMP2456
Lineage: Eukaryota; Dinophyceae; Suessiales; Symbiodiniaceae
Source: the annotation of a GenBank genome assembly
AUGGCCGAUGUAGCGGAUGCCGUGCCAACACGGCGGGUGCGCAACACGGUGCUGGCCCGCACCAGGGUCGAUGUUCCCGGCGGCGUGCUGCUCAUCGACCGUCGCGAGCGCCGUGUGAUUUCUAACCUUGAUGAGGUUCGCGGAGCCCUGGCAAGGCUUCCGAAGGGCGCCGAG